Molecule: messenger RNA, 4655 nt
Organism: Heterocephalus glaber (naked mole-rat)
Lineage: Eukaryota; Metazoa; Chordata; Mammalia; Rodentia; Bathyergidae
Gene: Zc3h11a
Product: zinc finger CCCH-type containing 11A
Biological process (GO): poly(A)+ mRNA export from nucleus
Molecular function (GO): metal ion binding
Source: RefSeq, a predicted model, not a curated record
UCUUUAAAUGAACUUUUUUGGCUUUUGUUUUUGAGGAGAUAACUAAUGUCUCCAGUCUGACAAAGGUUAUUCGAAUGGACUUAAUCUUCCAGUAGUUGGGAGAUGUUUAAAAACACAUCCUGUGUUUCAAUUGUGGCUGAGAGAUUUCCUUGGCAAUGUGAGGAAGAAAAUUCUUUCUGCCUCAUUAUUAUUAAUUCAUGGAUUGAGUGUUGGUUCGACCUACAGGCGUAAUAGAUUGGAACUCAGUGAAGACACAGACGUUCCUGUCGAGAACAACCAGCUAAUUGCUGGGAAUUGAACCCAGGGCUUCGUGCCUGAUAGACAGCCAUUCUGCCACUGAGCUAUAUCCCUACCUGAUAUACUCCUUUCGUCUUUUUAUUUUGGAUUACAUUUUAAAGACGAUUUCUGUGCUUGAGUUGUCAUUUGGAAGAUUGGAAGAUUCAACCCAUUUCAAGAGGACUUGGAGCUGGUCCUCACUUCGAGGAAGCAGUGGCUUAUUUCAGGAAGCCACCUGGGAUCCGUGAAUUCACUCAGCAUGUCUAAUCAAGGAGAAGACUGCUAUUUUUUUUUCUAUUCUACAUGUACCAAAGGUGACAGCUGCCCAUUCCGUCACUGUGAAGCUGCACUAGGAAAUGAAACUGUUUGCACAUUGUGGCAAGAAGGACGCUGUUUUCGACAGGUGUGCAGGUUUCGGCACAUGGAGAUUGAUAAAAAACGCAGUGAAAUUCCAUGUUACUGGGAAAAUCAGCCAAUGGGAUGUCAAAAACUAAACUGUGCUUUCCAUCACAACAGAGGACGCUAUGUUGAUGGCCUAUUCCUACCUCCAAGCAAAACCGUAUUGCCCACUGUGCUUGAGUCGCAAGAAGAAGAAGUAAAGGCCAGCCAGCUCACGGCUCAACAGAACAAACUAUCUGUCCAGUCUAAUCCCUCCCCUCAGCUGCGGAGCGUUAUGAAAGUAGAAAGUUCCGAAAAUGUUCCCAGUCCCACACAUCCACCAGUUGUAAUCAAUGCUGCAGAUGAUGAUGAAGAUGAUGAUGACCAAUUUUCUGAGGAGGGUGAUGAAACUAAAACCCCUACUCUACAACCAACUCCUGAAGUCCACAAUGGAUUACGAGUGGCUCCUGCACGGAAACCCGGAGUCAGUUUAAAGCAAGGUGAAAGUUUAAAUUUUGGAAUAAAAACUCUUGAGGAAAUUAAAUCAAAGAAAAUGAAGGAAAAAUCCAAGAAGCAAGGUGAAGGUUCUUCAAGCGUUUCCAGUCUGCUACUCCAACCUCAGCCUGUUCCAGGUCCGGAAAAAGAGAAUGUUCGGACUGUGGUGAGGACAGUAACUCUGUCACACAAACAAGGAGAAGAACCCUUGGUUAGACUGAGUCUUACUGAGAGACUGGGGAAACGAAAAGUUUCAGAAGGUGGUGACAAUGAUCCCCCAUUAAAGCGGAGCCUGGCACAGAGGCUGGGGAAGAAAGUUGAAGCUCCAGAAAUGAAUACUGACAAAACACCAAAGAAAGUUCAAGUUUCCAAGUCUCUGAAGGAGCGAUUAGGCAUGUCAUCUGGGCCAGACAGUGAGGAGGCAACAGAAAGCGUUAAUAAAAUUGGUGAGAUCCAUGUGAAAACAUUAGAAGAAAUUCUUCUUGAAAGAGCCAGUCAGAAACGUGGAGAAUUGCAAACUAAACUCAAGACAGAAGGAUCGUCAAAAGCUGAUGAGUCUACAUCAGGAACAAGAAGCUCCUCCUCCACUGUCCGAAUCAAAACCUUCUCCGAGGUCCUGGCUGAAAAAAAACAUCGGCAGCAGGAGACGGAAAGACAAAAAAGCAAAAAGGAUGCAACUUGCAUGAAGUUAAAGACUGAUAGUGAAAUUAAAAAAACAGUAAUUUUGCCACCCAUCACUGUCAGCAAAGGACAAUCAGAGGAGCCUCCAGGUAGAACAAAAUCUAUCCAGGAGGUGCACAUCAAGACGCUGGAGGAAAUUAAGCUGGAGAAGGCACUGAGGGUACAGCAGAGCUCUGAGAGCACCACUGGCUCCCAGCCCCUCCCCGAGGCCACGUUAGGGACAAGGCGGCUGCUCCGAAUCGCCAAAAAAACAGGUAUGAAAGAAGAGAAAAAGCUUCAGGAAGAAAAUGAAGUGGCUUCUCAGAACAGUGCUACUAGGACAGAGGCCAAUGAGGCUUCAGAUGAGACUAUAGGAGUUGAUACCACAACAGCUCCAGUCAAGAGAUGUGAGACCAUGAGAGAAAAACAGCAGGAGAGGGGAGCCCCCCAGAAGGAAAAAUUGGUCUUGACACCCCUUCAGGGCGAUGCAGCCUCUUGCAAUUCCCAUGUCGUGGAGAAACCUCCACUCACUGCUGUGCCAGGUGUCACACGACACCUUACCAAGCGGCUUCCAGCAAAAUCGUACCAGAAGAUAGAGGUAGAAACCUCAGGGAUUGGGGACUCAGUAUUGAAUGUGAAAUGUGCGGCACAGUCUUUGGAAAAAAAGGAUAAAGCUAAACCCAAAGUAAAUGUGAAGCCAUCUGUGGUUAAAGUUGUUUCAUCUCCCAAACUGGCCCAGAAACGCAAGGCCUCGGAGAUGCAUCCUGCUGUUGCAGCUGUGAAGCCACUCAGCUCCAGCCCCGCCCUGCAGGAAAUUCCAGCCAAAAAAGCAGCUGUGGCUGUUGUCCCACUGCCCUCUGAGGACAAAUCAGUCACUGUGCCUGAGACAGAAACACCUAGAGACAGUUUUGUGCUGCCUCCAACCCAGUCCUCUUUAGACCCUGCCCCCCCGGAAGGAUCAGCCCCUUCCUCAUCCCAACUGGCCACGAAAACUCGCCGGCUCAGCUCUGCCUCGGCAGGAAAGGCCCCCCUCUCUGUGGAGGAUGAUUUUGAGAAGUUAAUAUGGGAGAUCUCGGGAGGCAAAUUAGAAGCUGAGAUUGACCUGGACCCUGGGAAAGAUGAAGACGACCUUCUGCUCGAACUCUCAGAAAUGAUUGAUAGCUGAAGGUGGUAGUAAGGACACUUCAAAAAAAAAAAAAACCUCACCAAAAAAAAAGACUUCAUUUGAUCUAUUCUGACAUGUACCUGAGAUGAUUAUUUCUUUAUUCUUGAAUUUGCCCCAAAUCAGAAGUAUACCUCUGAAUUACUGUAUAUGUCCUGGAUUCCUUGGGGUUGGAUUUUUCAAGACCCUUGCUCACCAUUUUGUCCAUUUAAUGCCAUUGUUUAGCAUCUUUGAGAAAAGUUCUGUAAUACCCUUCUCUCCACAAAAAAAAGAGACUGAGAGGGAGCUCUGAGUUGAAAGGGUGUGAGAGAACUUAGUGAUUCCUUGAGGUGUUUGUCAUGUUCAUCUGUUUUCCCUUUGUUGUAUCCUUUCUUUUAUGUAUUGUCUUAAUGUACUUAAUAUUAUCUGUGUUUGAAAUGGAUGAAGACAGCUGCUACCAUUGUGGACCAAAUUCCAUGCUACCACUAAACAAAAACCCCACCAGUCUGCGUUAAAUUGUAUGUCUUUUUAAUAUUUGGAGAUUUCAUUUAAGCUUUAAAGAGAGCUGAGUAGCUCAAGAAAACUGAAAUAUGGACAUGAUUUUGAUGCUUCAGCUGCUCUGUAAGCCUCUGAAGAGCAAUAGCUAAUUUAUUAUUACUGUAAUUUUUUAAAAGGCUUUAAAGUGCCUCAGGGGUCCCCUGAUCCUAAUUUUCUACUUCCGGGAUUCCCUGGAUUAGAGGAAUUAUUUUUUAGUAUGAAAGUUGUCCCUUUUCUUCUUCAGUACAUGCCUUCCUACUGGCAUUGAAUUAUCACAGGGACAUAAAGUGGUCGAUUUUUAAAUUUCUAACUCGCAGCAAGCUCCUCUUGCCCAGUAUUUAUUUGGUACCCUUUAACCACCUGAAUGGAAAAGAAAAAAGAACUCAUUAAAGCUGCAAUUAUUUAUCUAAGGACCAUAGCCGUACAAUGAAUUGUACUGUAGCUGGGAUUUUGAGAUGCUCUGGGGGUGUAUUGUAUACCUUCCAGUUUUCUACAUUUCUGAAUUUUUCUUUUCUUGAUGUUGAUCUCCUUCAUAUCACCUCAAGGGUUAGACUUGUGAAGGAACAAGUAUGAUGGGGAUAAUAGUCUUGAAAGGAGAUAUUGUACAUAAUCAGAAGGAGGAAAGGAGAAUCUGCCCGCUUUGACAUUUGCUGUAGGUGGCCAGUUUUGUUUCUCAUAGGGAAAUUGAACCACCUGUUGUGUUGGCUCCUAAGGAACUAUUGUAAGUGGCUCAUCAAGAGUGGAACUUCACGUAGCCUUGUUGGGAAUAUAGAAAAGGAAGCAAGCCAUGGGACUGCCCAUUCCAUCUUGAGCAGAUCUGGAUGAUUCUGCACAAGCAAAAAUGACUUGAAAUUUAUGUACAGACACCUCUAUGAGUCCAUCUCCAGCUGACUGAAUGUUGUAUUAUAGCCCUUCUCCAAAGCAGAGGUGAAAUGUUCUGGUUUCGCCACAGAUUUUAUGAACUCAUUUCAUUUUUGGAAUCAACUUAAGGAUUCCAGGUACCUUUUGUAUAUAACCAUUAUUCUUUUGCUUUUUUAAAAAUGAUUUGUUUCAUAUUUAAAACCCUUGUAUUAGUCAGUGAUUCAUGUUCAUCAUUAUUUGAAUCAUUUGCCAUCACAGAAAGAGAAAUACUUGUCUUUCAAAUAAAACCGGUGUAGGAAAGACUUGA